AUGACCACCACCGCCUCUCGCCCGACACCUGCGCACCAACUCUCCAAUCCUGCGCCCACUUCAACCAACGCAACCUCACAGGACGUAAAUUUCCAAGGCCUGCCUAUCCCACGUGGCUCUGUCAAAGCACAACUCUCUUUCUACAAAGCUCCCGAAGAUGGCGCACCCCCACACAACUACGUCGAGCCACUUCCAGGCGUCCCACAGCGAAAUUGGGGAGACAAUUGGGCCGAAGUUACUAUCGAAGACCUGCGAGGCAAGGAAAAAAACUUCACCCUCGACAACAACGCCUUCGACACAUUCCAGAACAUCCAGAGUGGCCUGACCAGAGAAGACUUCGAAGACGAUGAGGCGAUAAAAAGGGUCUACUACCCCGAGGUAGAAGAUCUCUUACUGAACAACGUGCAAGGCGCACAGCGAGUCCUAAUCUUCGACCACACAAUCCGCCGACCAACCGGCAACCGCAACCCUGUCCAGCGCGUCCACAUCGACCAAACCCCCCUCUCCGCCGCCGAACGCGUCAAACUCCACGCCCCAGACGACGCCGAAAAGCUACUCCAGGGCCGCUACCGCAUAAUCAACGUCUGGCGCCCGCUCAACGGCCCGGUCAUGGGUAGCCCGCUUGCAGUCGCCGACAGCCAGACUGUACGAGACGGCGAUCUGAUUCCAAUUGAGCACCGGUACCCGCAUCGCAACGGCCAAACGGCAGCUGUGGCGUAUAACCCGGAACAAAAGUGGUAUUACUGGUCUGGAAUGAAGAAUGAAGAUAGAUUGUUACUCAAGUGCUUUGAUAGCGAUGAGGUUGUUGGGCAGUGGGGUCGUGUGCCGCAUACUGCUUUUGUGGACCCCAGAACGCCGGAGGGUGCGGUGGGGAGGGAGAGUAUUGAGAUUAGGGCGCUAGUUUUUGGUUGA
This is a messenger RNA of Bipolaris zeicola 26-R-13, 912 nucleotides long. RefSeq lists its product as uncharacterized. The coding region runs from base 1 to 912 and encodes 303 amino acids. NCBI's taxonomy places the organism in Eukaryota, Fungi, Ascomycota, Dothideomycetes, Pleosporales, Pleosporaceae. The transcript has a single exon. The record is from RefSeq and is a predicted model, not a curated record. Gene Ontology annotation, molecular function: oxidoreductase activity.